CCCAACCAGGCUCAGAUGAAGCUGCAGCUCGUGAGAGGGAGAGGCAGGGAGGGAGGAAGAGUUUGAACACACUGCAGAGGGAGUGCAGCUAUGGGGAACGCACAGGAGAAGCCUCCGGGCAGCGGAGGAGGAGGAGGAGGAGGAGGAGGAAGACCAGAUCAGGCCACAGCAGGGACCGGGACGAGAAGCCGGGGUGGAGCCGGUGUGGAAAAGCCCCAGACUCAGAGAGCUCCAGGGAAGGGGGUGGCCAAUGGCACUCAGAGGGAAAACAGCUCUGCUGGUGGACAAGGGAAGCAGGACAGCCCUGCAGUGGACACAAGUUAUCUGGACGCCCCUGCUGGCGCUCUUCCUCCUCACCUGGCCCGGCUCAAGAAUGCAGGGAACCACCUCUUCAAACAUGGGCAGUUUGGAGACGCCUUGGAGAAGUACACACAGGCCAUUGAUGGAUGUGCUGAAGCAGGCAUUGACAGCCCAGAGGACGUGUGUAUCCUCUAUUCCAACAGAGCCGCCUGUUACCUGAAGGAUGGAAACAGCACAGACUGCAUACAGGACUGUACCAAGGCUUUGGAGCUGCAGCCCUUCUCGUUGAAGCCCCUGUUGCGCAGAGCUAUGGCCUAUGAGUCACUGGAGCGCUACAGAAAGGCCUAUGUGGAUUAUAAGACCGUCCUGCAGAUAGACACCGGGGUGCAGGCGGCUCACGACAGCGUCCACAGGAUCACCAAGAUGCUUAUCGAGCAGGACGGACCCGAGUGGAGAGAGAACCUUCCGGAGAUUCCCACCGUCCCUCUGUCUGUCCAGCUGCAACACAGAGACAAACCGGUCAGCGCCGAAGUGGCUCAAGCCCGAGCCGCCAGGGCUGCGCAGGAGGAAGCCAGAAGAAAAGACGCCCGCUUUACUUUACUGAAACGAGAAGGCAACGACCUGGUCAAGAAAGGCCACUUUCAGGAAGCUCUGGAAAAGUACUGUGAAUGUCUCACAUUGAAACCUGACGAAUGUGCCGUCUACACAAACAGAGCCAUUUGUUUCCUGAAACUAAAUCGCUUUGAAGAGGCCAAACAGGACUGUGACUCUGCGCUGCAGCUUGAGCCGAGCAACAAGAAAGCCUUCUACAGACGAGCCCUGGCUUUUAAGGGUUUACAGGACUACCUGUCGGCCAGCAGUGACCUCCAGGAAGUCCUCCAGCUGGAUCCGAAGGUUCGGGAGGCCGAGCAGGAGCUUGAGGUGGUGACGAGCCUGCUGAGACAGAGCCUGAUGGACAGCACUGCACACACACACAGGGUUUGAUGUUUGUGGAGGAAUAUGGAGGCAGAGGAAUGAAACAGGCGUGGACACGUACUGUACUGUAGCAGCUAUGGAGGAAAAGGACUCUUAAAGCCAUCAACUGAAGUAAGUGAGACCUGUUCAAAUGGAAAUGACUGGCGUUGACUCCAGGGACGGGCUCCUUGGACGACCAGCUUUUCAGCUCUGCACCAUCUGCAACGUGUACGAACCACACACACACACACAACCUUACAUAACAGGCAGCUUUAUUUAAAAAAGGCUAACAUCAAGGUACUCGUGGCCUGCUUUGCACUAUAAAUCAUUCACAUUAUGAUGUAACGUACUGUACAUACAGGUUCAUGCAACAGGCUGCACAGCGCUGUUUUAUGGUGGCGUAACACGGGGAAAGUGUUAUAUGUGUGUAUUAUGUGUGCCUUAUUGAGAUUUUUACCACAGUAAGGAUGAAAUACGCCAAGAUUAAAAGUUUUACUUUGAUGUGUUUGGUUCACUGAGCUCAAAACAAACAGUGCCGACAGAAUCUGAUCCGACUCAGCUGUGUUGUGUGUGAAGAUAAGGAACUCCCAGACAGUUUUAAAAAGUUCAAUGACAUCUGGUUCAAUCUUUGUGUAUCCAGAGUUUCAGCUAUUUCAAGAUAUUUGUCAUGUUUACAUGUAUUUUCAGCUGCUAUUAAAAAAGAUAAGCCAACAUCUUACUAAUUACUUACUUACUAAAUAUUUCUACAGCUAAACACCCUCUGAAGUGAGGCGCUGAAAAUACAAUUUAAGAGAAUCCCCACAGUUAAAGGGACAGUUCACCCCAAAAUCAAAAACAUAUAUUUUUCCUCUUACCUGUAGUGCUAUUUUUCACGUGCAUAUUUUAUCGGCCAUAGAAUUGUCUGCCUUCUCUUGAAUAUAAUGGAACUAGGUGGCACUCAGCUUGUGGUGCUCAAAACACCAAAAAACACAUUUGAAAAACUCAUCAGCAAUGUCUCUUUGUAGAAAUCAUGACCCUGUUACUCAAGAUAAUCCACAGACCUUGUUGUGAGCAGUUUCAUGUAGGAACUAUUUUCUUUCUACUGAACUACACUGCCAAUCGUAUCACUGCACAGAAGAAAGUGUGCAUCUACUCAUGCGUGGGGGCUUGUGCUUGUGACAGCGUGAGAUGUAAAUAUUAAAGGUGUUAUCCUUGGCUGAGCUGUAAUGUGAACUAGCAGUAGAUGCAUGCUGUCAUACCAGUACUGGUUCUGUACUUACAUUUCUCUGUAAUAACAAAAAUAUAAUCGUUUAAAAAGCUGCAGGGGUGACGUAGUACACUUCAAUUCAAUUUUGCUCCUCUGCUCUUUUCUAAUUAUCCAAAGAGCUAAUCUUCUCUGUCUGUCUGUGUGUGCAUGUGCGUCUGCUUGUCUAGCAGUGAUACUGGGCUAUCACUGAAAUAAUAUAGAAAAGAAAAUAGACCAGAUGUCAAAACUAUGUUGGCAGAUCGGCAUUGCAGCAAUAGUUUUGGCUCGCUGGGAAGCCGAUGAAGUGACUGAUGGAGUGACCGAUGGAGUGUCUGAUGGAGCGGCCGAUGGAGUGUCUGAUGAAGCAGCCGAUGAAGUGUCUGAUGAAGUGACCAAUGGAGUGACCGAUGAAGCAGUUUUAAAGCUCUGUGGCUGGCUUCCAGGCUUCGGGGUGCUUCAUGGCCCUUCUGCCUCUUGUCAAAACCAGCUGCUUUCACCCAGGUACCGGGUACUGACAUUUGGCACCAAUAGAUCUAACGUUAAUUGGUACUCAGUAGUAACAACAUAAUACAGUCAGUGCGAUACCCAAUCCUAGUAGUGAUACGAUUGUUGUGUGUAGUUCCAUAGAAAGAAAAUAGUUCCUAUAUGAAACUGCUCACAACAAGGUCUGUGGAUUAUCUUGAGUAACCGGGUCGUGAUUUCUGGAAAGAGACAUUGCUGUUGAGUUUUUCAAAAGUUUUUUUUUGGCGCUUUGAGCACCACAAGCCCAGUGCCAUCUAGUUCUAUUAUAUCCAAGAGAAGGCAGACAUCUUAUGGCUGAUAUCUCCAACACUCAGCAACUCACACUAAAACAAUCCAGACUGAUGAAUAGCACUACAAGUAAGAGGAAAAAUAUGUAGUUUUGAUUUUAAGGGUGAACUGUCCCUUUAAAAUAUUCCCUGAGCUCAGUUAUUGUUAAUCAUUUAACUGUCAAUUGAUUGGUUUAGUAAAUAUAAGUUAGCGUUACAUAAUUACUUACUGUAAGACUUACUGUAGGUCUCAGGUUCAAUCUUGAAUGUAACCACGGUGACUGCGUGUCUUUGUGUGUGAACAGGUGUACAGUAUUUACGUUUGGAGAGUCUCUCAUCAGAAUAUACAGUUUUAUUAACGGCUUUGAACUCAACAGUCGGGACACAAGAGACGUAAUCUGCAGGGUGAUGACACAGCUUGUUGUCUGGCCUCUACAUCAACUGAUUUAAGUCUCUUAAACUAAAAUGAUUCGGGAUGCUGCAGGCUGGGAACCUACACAACAACAACAACAUAACUCCUCUAUGAGCUCUUCAGGUGUAUAUUCAGACGUUUAGCCCUGCAGCCAUGAUCCACAUACACAGGUGUUUUCACUUUAUUUGCCUAAUUAGAGCUUCCCCCAGGUCAGUGCUUGAUUGACAGUUACCUGACUUGCCUGGUUGUAUUUUCAAACCUGUUUGAGGGACAUUAGACUUCUGUCACUCUUGGCAGCAGACUGAGUUUCGUGCCUUCACUUAACAUCAAUAGCAGCAGAUCUAACUUACCAAAAUCACUGUAAACACCUGUGUGGGUGUGCAGGGCAUUUAAAUAUCUGUCUUUUGAAUCCUAUCCAUUCCUGUGCUUUCUGAACAUCCCAUGUCAGCCCUGUAACACAAAACAAAAUGUAAAUCUAUGUAUAGCACAAUGUGCCACAUCGUUUAUUUCAUUCAUACUUUUAUGUAUUAUUACACUUGAUCCAAUCUGAAUUGAUCUGUUACCCAUUGUUUUCCUUGUGUUGUCCAAAUAAAAGCAUAAAAAUCUCAACUAAAUCGAAACACUUGAGGCUUGAAGUGUUGCUUCGUGGAAUGUAAGAGCAUGUACUGUAUGUAAAUAGUUUGGAUGCAAAUGUAAAUAAUAAACUGCUUUGUGGAUGCU
Molecule: messenger RNA, 4399 nt
Organism: Epinephelus moara (kelp grouper)
Lineage: Eukaryota; Metazoa; Chordata; Actinopteri; Perciformes; Serranidae
Gene: spag1a
Product: sperm associated antigen 1a
Exons: 8
Coding region: 91-1284 (397 amino acids)
Biological process (GO): axonemal dynein complex assembly
Cellular component (GO): cytosol
Molecular function (GO): protein binding
Source: RefSeq, a predicted model, not a curated record